AGUCCCAUUCCAUGGGGCGUCGCAAUUUGAUUUGAACUUCAGAAGUCUCUCUCUCUCUCUCUCUCUCAAUGUCGCUGACCAGUUUCAAAGAGACUCUAAAACCAUGCACCAAUCCCUCUUCCUUCACCUCCUCCGAUACCAAUUCAUCAAUCUCCCACGAAUUCAACCAGCCCCUUCAAAGAAAACCCCCCAAAUCCUCGCUCUCCCAGCAACUCCUACGCAUCCAAGACCCACCUCCUUUCCAGCUUCCUACCCGUCUCCCAGAAAAACAAGAAGAUAAGCAUGACGCUGUCGAUGUUGGCGUUGAUGACGAUGAAGAAGAAGAUGGGCCCCACAUUCCCUCCGAACGAAUCGUUCCUUCCCUUUACCAUUCCGAUCACAGGGGUCCCUUCGAGCCGUUGAUCCUCUCUUCCCCUACAGAGACUCCGGUCGUCCAGGUCCCUGCAUCAAUUAAUUGUAGGCUCCUUGAACAUCAAAGAAUAGGAGUCAAGUUCUUGUAUAAUUUGUACAAAAAGAACCAUGGGGGAGUUCUUGGAGACGACAUGGGUCUAGGGAAGACCAUUCAAACAAUUGCUUUCCUGGCUGCUGUGUUAGGAAAAGAAGCGGAACAUGGCGAGUCUAAGAUGGUCAAGAGGGACCUUGUAGGCAAGAAGGGUCCCGUACUGAUCGUUUGCCCUACUUCCGUUAUUCACAAUUGGGAGAAUGAGUUUUCUGAAUGGGGAACCCUCAAUGUUGCUGUCUACCAUGGACCAAACCGUGAUCUGAUUCUCGAGAAACUAGAAGCAUGCAGUGUCAUGAUACUUAUAACCAGUUUUGACACGUUCAGGAUCCAUGAUGAAAUCCUAUCAGAGAUUCAGUGGGAUAUUGUGAUAGUUGAUGAAGCACAUAGAUUAAAGAAUGAAAAAUCCAAACUAUAUAGAGCGUGCCUAAGAAUCAAAACUCCCAAACGCUUUGGUCUUACAGGGACCAUAAUGCAGAAUAAAAUGAUGGAGUUGUUUAAUUUGUUUGAUUGGGUUGCACCUGGAUGCUUGGGGACGCGGGAGCAUUUUCGGGACUUCUAUGAUGAACCACUGAAGCAUGGACAAAGAUCAAGUGCGCCUGAAAGAUUUGUUCAGAUUGCUGACAAGCGCAAGCGGCAUCUGGUGGAGGUGCUCCGCAUGUAUCUGUUGAGAAGGACCAAAGAAGAAACUAUUGGGCAUCUCAUGAUGGGAAAAGAGGAUAAUGUUGUUUUCUGUGCGAUGAGUGAGUUGCAAAAGCGUGUAUACAGAAGGACAUUAGGACUACCGGAUAUCCAAUGUCUUAUAAAUAAGGACCUGCCUUGUAGCUGCGGAAGCCCUCUAACUCAGGCCGAGUGUUGCAACAGGACUGUCCCAAAUGGGAUCAUAUGGCCUUACCUUCACAGGGACAACCCUGAAGGGUGUGACUCAUGCCCCUUCUGCGUUGUUCUUCCUUGCCUUGUGAAGCUUCAGCAGAUAAGUAAUCACCUGGAGUUGAUUAAGCCAAACCCUAAAGAUGACAUAGAGAAACAAAGGAAAGAUGCAGAGUUUGCCUCUGCUGUCUUUGAUACUGAUAUUGAUUUGGUUGGUGGAAAUACUCAAAGCGAGAGUUUCAUGGACCUUAGCAAGGUGGAACAUUGUGGGAAAAUGCGAGCUUUGGAAAAGCUAAUGUUAUCAUGGGUUUCAAAAGGCGACAAGAUUCUUCUAUUCAGCUUUUCUGUUAGGAUGCUGGACAUACUGGAAAAGUUUCUUAUCCGGAAAGGAUACUGCUUUUCGAGACUCGAUGGUGCGACCCCAAUGAGUUCUCGCCAAACCCUUGUUGAUGAAUUUAACUCAAGUCCAAGCAAGCAGGUGUUCCUCAUCUCAACUCGAGCAGGUGGGCUUGGUCUUAAUCUUGUCAGUGCAAACCGUGUUGUGAUUUUUGAUCCAAACUGGAAUCCUGCACAAGACUUGCAAGCUCAGGACCGAUCAUUUCGCUAUGGGCAGAAACGACAUGUUAUAGUCUUUCGCCUUCUUGCGGCCGGUUCCAUUGAGGAGCUUGUAUAUUCCCGUCAGAUAUAUAAACAACAGCUAUCAAACAUUGCUGUUUCAGGAAAAAUGGAAAAACGUUACUUUGAAGGCGUCCAGGACUGCAAGCAAUUUCAAGGGGAACUUUUUGGAAUUUGCAAUUUAUUCCGUGACCUCUCUGAUAAGCUUUUUACUGGUGAGAUCAUUGAGUUGCAUGAAAAACGUGGACUUGAGUGUAGGGAUUCUCAUGGCACAAAGGAGGAUUCAACUGAACAUGGGACGAAUCCUAUAAAUAAAAACUUCCUCAUCAGUCAUAAAUUUGUUGACUAUCCUUUUCCAGAGAAAGCAAAUGGAGCAUUUUUGUCAGGGUCUGAAGAUAGAAAAUCUGGUGAUGCGUUCAUGGAUAAGAAAGAUCAACCAGUUCUCGAAGAAAUGGGAAUCAUAUACGCUCAUCGCAAUGAAGAUAUUGUCAAUACGAGACCUGGGUUUCCGGCAAAGAAGGAUGCAAGUUCUCGUGAGAUUAACGAUAGCAUUAUGACAAAAGAAUUAUCCAGCAACAAUAUUCCAAUGAAAAGGCCGGUGAACAAAGAUGCAAGUGUGUGCAAGAGUGACAAUGGCAUGGUCACAGUGCAAUCAUCCAGGAACAAAAACCUAACGAAAAUGCAGGCAAGCAAAGAUGCAAGGUUGGUUGGAAAUAACGAUAACAUUCUCACGAAGCAAUCUGGCAGCAAAAAUGUUUCAGGAGAGGAAGCUUCUUCUGUGAAGAGGAAAAAGAGCAGCGAAUUCGGUCUCCUUGCACAGUUUAUGGGCAUGGAGAAGAUGGAGUUCAGCAAGUGGCUACUCUCUGCAUCAUACUCUCAACGGGAAAAGGUUCUCCACGACUAUAAGAGUAAGAAAAGCUAAUAGAGGAGAUGGACAGGUACUGAGUUACCCCCCUUUUUUCCUCUCCGUGAAUAGACACACCAGGCAGGUUGUGGUGUACAGAAAUGUAUAUAUGGUGGAAGAAUGGUAAGCUCUCUUAGUACAGGGAUGCUUGAGCCAAUAAUGGUAGGCUUUUGUACGUGUAUUUGGUGUGUAGGUGUUGGCGCCCAUGGUUUGAGAUCCAGAUCAUUGAUCAGAUAGGCCCAUCUUGCAUAGAUGAUGCCUAAAACUGGACAAUCCUCACCCUCCGACGCCAAAUACUGCAAAUAAGUUGUUGAAAUAUGAAGCAAUGUUCUGCUUUCAAUGGAGAAAAGACCGUAUCAGAUGUUCCUAGGAA
Messenger RNA from Magnolia sinica, 3261 nucleotides. RefSeq names its product switch 2. The transcript has 8 exons. Bases 69 to 2906 code for a protein of 945 amino acids. Lineage: Eukaryota; Viridiplantae; Streptophyta; Magnoliopsida; Magnoliales; Magnoliaceae. Gene Ontology annotation, molecular function: ATP-dependent chromatin remodeler activity; ATP binding. The record is from RefSeq and is a predicted model, not a curated record.